This is a messenger RNA of Exophiala bonariae, 963 nucleotides long. RefSeq lists its product as uncharacterized. Bases 1 to 963 code for a protein of 320 amino acids. Lineage: Eukaryota; Fungi; Ascomycota; Eurotiomycetes; Chaetothyriales; Herpotrichiellaceae. Gene Ontology annotation, molecular function: methyltransferase activity. The transcript has a single exon. The record is from RefSeq and is a predicted model, not a curated record.
AUGAGCUCGCCAGAGCAGCCUCCCGAGCAUCCCAAUGUCGAAAUCGAGGCAGAUGAACCGAAUGAAGCAGAAUCGGCAUUGGGGGACGAUAUUUCUCAAUUAACCCAAUCUAUCCGGUCCAGCCUGCUCCAGGGGGUCGAGGAAAAUGGCCGCAAAUACCACAAAUACAAGGAUGGCUCGUACAUCCUACCGGAGGACGAUAAAGAGCAAGACAGGCUCGACCUGCAGCACGAGAUGUUCCUCAAAUCCUUGGACCAGAAGCUGCAUCUAGCCCCCAUAGACUCCAAGCUCCAUGAAGUCCUAGACCUCGGGACGGGCACUGGAAUAUGGGCAAUUCAAUUUGCGGACGAGCAUCCCGAGUCGAGCGUCCUUGGCAUCGACCUGAGUCCCAUCCAACCCACGUGGAUCCCACCCAACUGCAAGUUUGAAGUGGACGAUUUUGACACGGCCUGGACAUUUGACAAACAGUUCGACUUCAUCCAUGGUCGAAUGCUCUUCACCGCCAGCGCGGAUUUUCCUGCUUUGUUCCGUCGGGCGUACGAUUCGCUGAAGCCAGGCGGAUGGAUUGAAAUGCAAGAUCUGUACAUGCCGCUCCUGUCCGACGACGGGAGUUUGGAUGGCACAGCAUUUGGAGAGUGGAAUGUGAAAUACAUGGAAGCUUGUGACGUCCUCAAAAGAAGUCCCUCGUUGACAGCCAAGUAUAAGGAAUGGAUCAUGGAGGUAGGUUUCGAGAAUGUCAAAGAACACAUCUUCAAAUGGCCCAUCAACCCGUGGGCCAAAGACAAGCAUCUGAAAACGAUGGGGCUUUGGAAUAUGCACAACAUGCUCGACGGGUUGGACGGAUUCACCGUCCGACUGUGGACCAUGGCCCUCGGAAUGACACCUGAGGAAAUCCAGGCGUUCCUGGUCCCGGUCCGGAAGGACCUCAGAGACACCAAGAUUCAUUCGUACUGGCGCAUGUAA